Meleagris gallopavo (turkey) is the source of this 450-nucleotide messenger RNA. The record is from RefSeq and is a predicted model, not a curated record. Lineage: Eukaryota; Metazoa; Chordata; Aves; Galliformes; Phasianidae.
AUGCUGUUGUUGGGUUUUUUUUGUUUGUUUGUUUGUUUGUUUUUGUUAUCUGAACCGGAAAAUCUUUGCUAUGAUUCAUUUUCAGGAACAGAAUGUGAAGACCUCAUAGAAGAGCUGCUGUGCUGCCUCAUCCAGCUCAUUGUUGAAAUUCCUCUCUUAGAUAUCACCUAUAGCAUUUCCUUGGAGGCUGUGACAACGCUCAUUGUCUUCCUUUCCUGCCAGCUCUUCCACAAGGAAAUUCUGCGGGAGAGCCUCAUUCACAAAUACCUGAUGCGUGGGCGUUGUCUCCCAUAUACCAGCAGGCUCGUGAAAACUUUGCUCUACAACUUCAUUAGACAAGAAAGAAGCCCUCCUCCAGGGACACAUGUCUUUCAGCAGCAAACGGAUGGAGGAGGACUGCUGUAUGGGAUUGCAUCUGGGGUGGCAAUUUGAAGUCACUUCCCAGUAUCC